Histoplasma mississippiense is the source of this 909-nucleotide messenger RNA. RefSeq names its product beta-glucosidase 4. The coding region runs from base 1 to 909 and encodes 302 amino acids. Gene Ontology annotation, cellular component: cell surface; extracellular region; fungal-type cell wall. Gene Ontology annotation, molecular function: 1,3-beta-glucanosyltransferase activity; glucan endo-1,3-beta-D-glucosidase activity. Lineage: Eukaryota; Fungi; Ascomycota; Eurotiomycetes; Onygenales; Ajellomycetaceae. The record is from RefSeq and is a predicted model, not a curated record. Gene Ontology annotation, biological process: cell wall organization; carbohydrate metabolic process. The transcript has 4 exons.
AUGCGUCUCUCUAACCUCCUCCCACUCGCCCUAGCAGUGAGCCCGGUCGUGGUCUCCGCCGCUGGCACCUUCGGCUUUGCCAUGGGCGUCAAGAACGCCGAUGGAAGCUGCAAGACGCAGAAGGAUUUCGAGGACGACUUCGACGUCCUCAAGGCCCAUACGCGGCUAGUCCGGACGUAUUCCGCGAGCGACUGCGAUAACGCCCUGACUAUCAUUCCUGCUGCGAAGGCGAAGGGCUUCAAGGUUGUUCUUGGGAUUUGGCCCGAUGUGGAAACCUCCUUCAAAGCUGAUACUGCGAUUCUGAAGAAGGUAGUUAAGGGAAAUGAAGACAUUAUCUCUGCUAUCACUGUUGGCUCCGAGACGCUCUAUCGCGGCAACUUCACUGGCCCAGAACUCCUGGCGAAAAUCAAUGAUGUUAAGAAACAACUUCCCGGUGUACGCGUGGGCACUGCAGACAGCUGGAAUAAAUAUGAUGAUGGCACCGCUGAUGCCCUUAUCCAUGGCGGCGUGGAUUACCUGCUCGUCAACGCUUUCGCCUUCUGGCAGGGCCAGGAAGUCGGUAAUGCAACAGCCACCCUCUUCGACGACAUGGCCCGCGCCAUGGCCCACAUCCAGAAGGUUGCCGGCUCCCGCGCAAAGGAUAUCUACAUCGCCACCGGCGAAACGGGUUGGCCAACCGACGGCGGCUCCCACUAUGGCAACGCCCAAGCCGGCACGAGUAACCCGAAGACCUUCCACGACAAGGGCGUCUGCGCCCUACUCGCGUGGAACGUGGCCGUGUUCUUCUUCGAGGCGUUCGAUGAGCCGUGGAAGCCGGAUAGCGUGGGUGAUAAUGGCAAAGCCGCGAGCGAGAAGCAUUGGGGCAUGUACACGGCAGAUCGGAAGGCGAAGUAUCAGGUCCAGUGUUAG